Echinops telfairi (small Madagascar hedgehog) is the source of this 778-nucleotide messenger RNA. It is a transcript of the gene TMEM86A, whose product is annotated as transmembrane protein 86A. The transcript is spliced from 3 exons. The record is from RefSeq and is a predicted model, not a curated record. The coding region runs from base 49 to 771 and encodes 240 amino acids. Gene Ontology annotation, cellular component: membrane. NCBI's taxonomy places the organism in Eukaryota, Metazoa, Chordata, Mammalia, Afrosoricida, Tenrecidae.
GCGCGUCCUGCCGCCGCAGCCCGGAGCCGGGUCCCGGCCGCCGCCGCCAUGGUGUCCCCGGUCACUGUGGUGAAGAGUGAGGGACCCAAGCUGGUACCGUUCUUCAAGGCCACCUGCGUGUAUUUUGUGCUCUGGCUGCCCUCAUCCAGCCCAUCCUGGGUCAGCGCCCUCAUCAAGUGCCUGCCCAUCUUCUGCCUCUGGCUCUUUCUUCUGGCCCAUGGCCUCGGAUUCCUGCAGGCCCACCCCAGCGCCACCCGCAUCUUUGUGGGGCUCGUCUUCUCCGCUGUGGGCGAUGCCUUCCUCAUUUGGCAGGAUCAGGGCUACUUUGAGCACGGCCUGCUGAUGUUUGCUGUGACCCACAUGCUCUACGCCUCGGCCUUCGGCAUGAGGCCACUGGCCCUGCGGACAGGACUGGUGAUGGCUGUGCUGUCGGGCCUGUGCUAUGCCCUCCUCUACCCAGGCCUUUCAGGCGCCUUCACCUACUUGGUGGGGGUCUACGUGGCUAUUAUCAGCUUCAUGGGCUGGCGGGCUGUGGCCGGGCUGCGGCUGGUUGGGGCAGCCUGGCGCUGGACUGAGCUGGCAGCCGGCAGUGGUGCCUUGCUCUUUAUCGUGUCCGACAUGACCAUCGCUCUCAACAAAUUCUGCUUCCCUGUGCCCUACUCCCGGGCCCUCAUCAUGUCCACCUACUAUGCCGCCCAGAUGCUCAUCGCCUUGUCUGCUGUUGAGAGCCGGGAGCCGGUGGAAGCCUAUGGACUGAGCAAGACCAACUAAGGGAUGG